AUGAGUGGAAAAGCAGGCGAUCCAAGCGAUAAAUAUUUUCCUUCCAUCCACAUUACGACGGCCGGUAUAUUCGCCGAUAAGCAAUUGGGAUACAGAGAACGCAGACAUGCACUUUCGAACCUCAUUCAAACCUACCUCGCUACUUUCUCUGAUAUUGGCGUGGAAACAUGGCUUAUGCAUGGUACUUUAUUAGGCUGGUGGUGGAAUCGUAAGAUUCUACCAUGGGAUUCCGAUUCCGACGUCCAAGUUUCCGAAGAAUCAAUGCACUUUCUUGCCUCUUAUUACAACAUGACAGUAUUCCAUUAUAAAACUCCACGUAUUCCAGAGGGCCGAGAUUAUAUGCUAGAGGUCAACCCUCAUUAUCUUAAUAGAGAGCAAUCGGACAAGUUGAAUGUCAUUGAUGCUCGGUGGGUCGAUACUACGAGUGGGUUGUUCAUUGAUAUUACAACUGCAAGAUACAAUUACACACAUCCAGCCGGAGAAGGAAUGUUGAGCUGCAAGGAUGGUCAUGAAUAUAGGGAUACCUACAUUUUCCCAUUGCGAGACACCUUCUUCGAGGGCGCACCAGCCAAGAUCCCUUUUGCAUAUAAAGAAAUCUUGGAAGCAGAAUAUCAUGAGAAAUCACUGACCUUGACUGACUUUGAGGGCCACCACUUUGACGAUGAUAAGAUGGAAUGGAUCCCUGUGAAGCAAGAAAUUCAGAAACCAGUCGAACCAGAAAAGGCAGCUCAACCACCACCAAAAACCGAUGCCCAGAAGGCAGAAGAGGCAGCUAAGCAAUCCGAAGAAAAUAAGAAGAAACUAGAAGAUGCAAAGAAACUGGAAGAGGCAAAGAAAUUGGAAGAGGCACAGAAGACUACCGAGGAAGCUAAAGAGAAAGCGAAGCAAAAGGCCGCACAGGACGCCAAACAAAAUGAUACACCACCUGUAAGCAAACAACCAAUCAAAGAAGAACAGAAAACACAAUCCCAUGGUGCAUCCGAACCUCCGCCAGCUCAACGAGCCGCAGAGAAAAAGAUAUCCACUGAAGCCGAGAAGAAGGCAAAUAAAGUACAAAAAGCUGAAGACAAACGUAGACAGGACGAACAGAAAGCCGCCGAUAAGAAAAAGAAAAACGAUGAGAGGAUGGAGCGGGAUGUCAAGAAAGAUUCCGCGCCAGCUUCAUAA
This is a messenger RNA of Sclerotinia sclerotiorum 1980 UF-70, 1167 nucleotides long. RefSeq lists its product as hypothetical. The record is from RefSeq and is a predicted model, not a curated record. Bases 1 to 1167 code for a protein of 388 amino acids. The transcript is spliced from 6 exons. Lineage: Eukaryota; Fungi; Ascomycota; Leotiomycetes; Helotiales; Sclerotiniaceae.